This is a messenger RNA of Funneliformis caledonium, 3534 nucleotides long. Lineage: Eukaryota; Fungi; Glomeromycota; Glomeromycetes; Glomerales; Glomeraceae. The record is from the annotation of a GenBank genome assembly.
AUGGGCCAUCUUGAUCGACUUGAACUCGAAAACUUCAAAUCGUACAAGGGACAACAGACUAUAGGUCCUUUUUACAACUUUACAUCGGUAAUUGGUCCUAACGGAGCAGGAAAGUCAAAUCUUAUGGAUGCCAUAUCUUUUGUCUUAGGAAUAAAGUCUGCUCAAUUACGAUCAACUCAACUUAAAGAUUUAAUUUAUCGAGGCCGAGCUAUGCAAGAUGAUGAUGAGGAAUUCCCUGAUAUAACGGCUAUUGAGGGACGUACUAAUAACCCGAAGCGAGCAUGGGUUAUGGCUGUAUAUAAGGAUGAUAAUGGAAAUGAAAUAAAAUUUACAAGGAGUGAAUAUAAAAUAAAUAAUAAAGUUGUUACUUAUGCAAAAUACAAUUCUACUUUGGAACAACAAAAUAUUUUAGUAAAGGCGCGAAAUUUCUUAGUCUUCCAGGGUGAUGUCGAGGCUAUUGCAUCUCAAUCUCCUAAAGACCUAACCAGACUGAUCGAACAAAUCAGUGGGUCAUUGGAAUUGAAAUCCGAAUAUGAGCAAUUAAAAGUUCAGCAAGAACGAGCAACGGAAAAUUCUACAUUUAAUUUCAAUAAAAAACGUGGCAUUAACUCUGAAAUACAGGAAUACCAAAGGCAGAAAGCUCAAGCGCAGCAAUUUGAGAAAUUGCUAGCCGAAAAAACACAAAUUCUAGUCGACUAUCUUCUUUGGAAAUUAUUUCAUAUACAACAAAAUAUACAAGAAUACAAAGAAGAGAUUAACGGACAUAAUGAUGUUAUAAGAAGGAGGCAAAGGGAGCAAAGACAAUUUGAUUCAGAAUUAAAGAAGGCUAGGAUGGAACAAUCAGCAGUGCAUAAAAAAUAUUAUCAAAUAGAAAAUGCCAUUAAAUCUAAAGAAAAAGAAUUGGAGGAAAAGCGUCCAGCUUUACUUACCGUGGAGGAAAAAAUAUUUCAUGCCAGAAGAAAGUUGACUCAGUAUGAACAAGAUGCGGAGAGAGUUCGAAAAGAUUUUGACCGUCAAACGAAUCAUGUUGUAGAAUUGCAAUCAGAACUAGAUAUAGUUACUAGAGCUGCAGAGCAAUAUGAAGCUUCUUUACAGGCUGGAGGUGGCAGUAAUAAAAGACUUAGUACUGAAGACAUGGCUGAAUAUAGUAGAAAGUAUAGUUUUUGUACGAUGGGUAUUUGGAGGGAAGAGGCCAAUAAGAAGAGUGUAAACGAAAAACAGCAAUUAGAGAAUGUUAGACGACAAGAAAAAACGUGUCGCGAAUCAACUCACCGAUUAAGGGAAAAGAUGGAGGAUUUAGAUAGACGUCGUAAACAAUUAGAGGAAGAAAAAUUGGCAGUUUCUGACCAAAAAGAAAAGAUUGGUUCAUAUGUAACGCAAUUACAUAUGGAUCUUGAAGCUGCCAAGAAAGAACUUGAAGCUGCUGUUUCCGAAAGGAAUUCUAUAAAUCAGCUAGAAACUCAAUACAAUCGAGAGUUACAAGAAACACUAAAUAAACUCACUGUUGCUAGUGUGGACCAAAGAGAAUCAGAACGAGAACAAAAGAUGAAGGAGUGUUUAGAAAGUUUGAAAAGAGUCUUUUCGGGUGUUCAUGGACGUCUUUUGGAUUUAUUCACGCCUAGUCAACGUAAAUAUGCUGUACCAGUAUCUAUAAUUCUUGGCAGAAAUAUGGAUGCGAUUAUUGUUGAUCAACAGAAAACUGCUAUUGAAUGCAUACAGUAUAUACGUGAACAACGCCUUGGUCACGCAACCUUUAUUCCUCUCGACUCAAUUGUUGUUAAACCAAUAAAUGAUAAAUACCGAAGUUUCAUGAAAGGGGCUAGAUUAGCAAUCGAUGUCAUUACUUAUAAUGAUAAGCUAGAAAAAGCAUUUCAAUAUGCUUGUGGGAACACACUAGUUUGUGAUACUUUGGAAAUUGCUAAAUAUAUUUGUUACGAAAAAAAUCAACAGGUUAAAGCUGUUACACUUGAUGGUACGAUAAUUCAUAAGAGUGGUUUGGUCACUGGUGGACAUAGUGAAGACAUUAUAACCGGUGCAAAGAGAGUAGCAGAAAAGAGACGCGCAGAAAAUAUCGAUGAAUUAAGGCGUCAAAGAGAUGAUCUUUUGUCUAAAUUGAAUAAUUUAAGCAAAUCUAAACGAAGAGGCAACUUUGAAGAACAAAAGAAAAGUGAAAUAUCUGGAUUAGAUUCUAGUGCAAUUACGCGAAAACUUGAAGCAAUCAAUAACGAAUUGAAUUUUAUUGCUAAUGAAACUAAUGGAAUACAACCAAGAUGGCAAAAGGCUCAUUCAGAUUUAACGAAUUUUGAAAACCAAAUUGCACAAUCAGAAAUUACAAUACAUAGGAUUGAAGAUACUAUUUUUAAAGACUUUUGUAUGAAAAUUCAAGUAGCAAAUAUUCGUGAAUAUGAACAACGACAACUUAAGCUUGCUCAAGAAAUGGCUGAAAAAAAAUUAAAGUUCACAACUUUAAAAUCGAGGCUUCAAAAUCAAUUGAAGUUUGAAUCAGAGCAAAGGAAAGAGGCCGAAGACCGGCUAAAUAAACUCGAAGCAGCGAUAGUAAAUGAUACUAAAAGGUUAACUCAACUUGAACGAGAAAAAGAACAAUUGUUGAGAGAUAAAAAACUUAUUUCUGAUCAAAUUUCUGAAAUGCAGGAUGCAUUAAAUGAAAUUAAGGAAUCUUUCGAUGAGAAAACUGUUGUCGUUAAUGAGGCAAAGAGAAAGCUUUCUCAAGUAACAAAAGAGAUUGAAAGAAUGAUGAAAGAAAUUGUAAACAAGGAAUCAGAUAUAGAAAAGCUAGAAGCAGAUCAAUUUUCUAUCUUCCCUGAACCAAGUUCCACUGGUUGGAAUGUUCAAGUUGAUUAUAAUUCAUUGAUUGAUGAUCUUAAGGAGAAUGCCGGUAUUGACGUUGCAAAAGAGUUUGAAAAGAAACUGAAUGAAAAAUCUGCACAGAUGGAAGAAUUAUCUCCUAGUUUGAAAGCUAUUGAACGAUUGAAUGGUAUAGAACAACGUUUACAUGAUACAGAAAAAGAAUUUGAUAGCGCAAGAAGAGAUGCUAAAACGGCAAAAGAUAGAUUUAACUCUGUUAAGCAAACAAGAUGCAAACGGUUCCGGGCGGCUUAUGAUCAUAUCGAAAAAAAUAUUGAUCAAAUUUAUAAAGAUUUAACAAAAAGUCGCAGUUUUCCUUUGGGUGGUACAGCAUAUCUCAGUCUAGAAGAUAAUGAGGAACCAUAUUUAGAUGGGGUUAAAUAUCAUGCUAUGCCUCCAAUGAAACGUUUUAGAGAUAUGGAGCAAUUGUCUGGUGGUGAAAAAACCAUGGCCGCAUUAGCGUUGUUAUUUGCUAUACACAGUUAUCAGCCGUCACCUUUUUUUGUGCUUGAUGAAGUUGAUGCUGCACUUGAUAACACGAAUGUUGGCAAAAUUGCAAAUUAUAUUCGAGAACACGCUUCUGAUACGUUCCAGUUUAUUGUCAUCUCUCUCAAGAGUACAUUAUAUGAAAAGGCACAAGCCUUAGUUGGAAUUUAUCGAGAUCAGGAG